Cucurbita pepo subsp. pepo (vegetable marrow) is the source of this 1146-nucleotide messenger RNA. Its product is annotated as adenylate isopentenyltransferase-like. The record is from RefSeq and is a predicted model, not a curated record. Gene Ontology annotation, biological process: cytokinin biosynthetic process; tRNA modification. Gene Ontology annotation, molecular function: tRNA dimethylallyltransferase activity; AMP dimethylallyltransferase activity. NCBI's taxonomy places the organism in Eukaryota, Viridiplantae, Streptophyta, Magnoliopsida, Cucurbitales, Cucurbitaceae. Gene Ontology annotation, cellular component: mitochondrion.
ACUCAUAUUCCCCCUCCUUCUCCUCUCCUCCUUCUCCUCUCCUCCUUCCCUUCCGUAUAUGUCUCUCACAACAAAAACAUUACCUCAUCAUUCACUUCCUUCUCUCUCCUAUGACACUUUCCCUCCCCUUCUCUCACUCCUCUCUCCAUUACCACCACCACCACCACCCUUUCCCUCUUUUCCUCUCUCCCUCCCGCCGCUUUCAAUGGCCUCGAAUGCUUUCCUCUCUCCCUUCCGAUAACCUUCUCCUCCUCCUUGGCGCCACCGGCUCUGGUAAAUCCUCCCUCUCCAUUGACAUCGCUGCCCGCUUCCCUUCCGAGAUCAUCAAUUCCGACAAAAUGCAACUCUACAGAGGCCUUGAUGUAACCACCAACAAGCUCCCUUUCUCCGACCGUCGCGGCGUUCCCCACCACCUCCUUGGCGAUUUCGACCCUCUCGCCGGUGAGGUCUCCGCUGCCGCUUUUCGCUCUCAAGCCUCUGCUGUCAUCUCCGGCGUCGUCUCUCGUGGGAACCUUCCGGUUGUCGUUGGCGGGUCUAACUCGUACAUUCACGCGUUGGUGACGGCGGGUCUCGAUCAGGACUAUGAUGUUUUCGACGGUCCGCUUAAUCGGCUGUCGGCGGAGUUUCGGUAUCGGUGCUGCUUUCUGUGGGUCGACGUGUCGUUUCCAGUUUUGAAGCAGUAUUUGUCGAAGCGGGUGGACGAUAUGUUGGAGGCUGGGAUGGUGGGUGAGUUGGCGGAGUUUUACGACCCGGAAAUGGCUGAGACGGAGCCCCGAGUCGGGCUAAGGAAGGCCAUCGGAGUUCCAGAGUUCGAGGAGUUUUUCCGUCGGUAUCAUCCGAAAGGAAGAGAGUACAGAGAGGGGGAUCCGCUACGGGCAGGCGCAUACGAAGAAGCGGUGAGGAAAAUAAAGGAGAACACGUGGCAGCUGACGAAAAGACAGUUAGGGAAGAUCGGACGGCUGAGAAUGGCAGGGUGGGACCUUAAGAGAGUGGACGCCACGGCGGCGGUUGUGGCUGUACUGGCGUCGGAAGCGGCGGAAAAACGGUCAGAAAUAUGGGAAGCACAGGUGGUGGAACCAAGCGUAAAGAUUGUGAAGAGGUUCAUUGAGGAGUAGGUUUUCCAGCUUUUUCCAGCUAUGGCAGUUA